Messenger RNA from Clarias gariepinus (North African catfish), 6073 nucleotides. It is a transcript of the gene slka, whose product is annotated as STE20-like kinase a. The transcript is spliced from 19 exons. Gene Ontology annotation, molecular function: protein serine/threonine kinase activity; ATP binding. Gene Ontology annotation, biological process: protein phosphorylation. The coding region runs from base 813 to 4313 and encodes 1166 amino acids. The record is from RefSeq and is a predicted model, not a curated record. Lineage: Eukaryota; Metazoa; Chordata; Actinopteri; Siluriformes; Clariidae.
AUGCGCAGCUUCUUGAUCGUCGCUGUGCACGCGCGGUCUCCAUCCAGCGACGGCUCCUCAUCUUUUUUCAGAAGUUGGAGUUAAAGAGAAGGAGCUUUCUUGUAAAUGAAGAUGGGCGCUUUGAAUCAACACGACAAGCUGUCCUGUCAGGCGAAGUAAUUUGAAAUGUUUGCUAACAGGCUAGAGUAGUGCAGGUUUUAGUUUUAGGCCUAUUUUAUGUUCUUUCUGUAAGCAGGAACAGGGUGUAGAGAGGCAGCGCGGCUGGGCCGUGACCGUUUCUGUGGUCUGACUGGAAGCUAGCUUAGCAGCUUUUCGAACAGCUUGGACUUCAGCAUCCGUUUUCUUCUUCUUGUAUUAGUUGGAUACAUAUACACAUUUACUGGUUAUUACCUUCUGUCUGGCGAGGAGAAGUGAAAUUACGUAUAAAGUUGAUUUUCUUGAAGAAGAACCAGCCCUCAGUUUACUGCUAAAUCCGAGAAAAAUAAACAGAAGAUCGAGCUAACUGACGCGCAGGACUGUUGUGUUUUCACGGUUGAUGUUUUUCCAAUACCGUUAUGGACGUGUUUAUUGACAGAGCCUACACAGCUUUACAGUUUUGUUCAGUUCUCAUACGGCUAGUAAUUUCCGGUUUAUCCAACAUAAAGUAGACACAAAUCUAUCUUUUGUGCUUUUUAACUGCAGAAUAAUCAUUAUUUAAUGCGUAGCAAGAGCUAGCUAGCUAGGUUAGUUAGCAAACUUAGUUGAAUUACGGUUAGUGUUUGAUUAAGGUUCAUUUUUAGUUCUUCAUUUUUUUACACUCUCGAGCGGCAAAUAUGUCGUUUUUCAACCUGCGGAAAAUAUUUAAGCUUGGCGUCGACAAGAAGAAAAAACAAUACGAGCACGUUCACAGAGACGAGAAUCCAGAGGAAGUCUGGGAGAUUGUGGGAGAGCUCGGAGAUGGAGCCUUUGGAAAGGUCUACAAGGCUCAGAAUAAGCAAACAGGCAUACUUGCGGCUGCUAAAGUGAUUGACACCAAGACAGAGGAGGAGCUGGAAGACUACAUGGUUGAGAUAGAUAUCCUUGCUUCCUGUGACCAUCAGUACAUAGUCAAACUGCUUGAUGCAUUUUACUUUGACAGCAAGUUAUGGAUACUUAUUGAGUUUUGUGCUGGAGGUGCAGUUGAUGCUGUCAUGUUGGAGCUGGAGCGGCCACUGACAGAGCCACAGAUUCGUGUGGUGUGUAGACAGUCCCUAGAGGCACUGUCAUAUCUUCAUGAGAAUAAGAUCAUCCACAGAGACCUGAAAGCUGGAAACAUUCUCUUUUCAGCCGACGGUGAUGUCAAGUUGGCUGACUUUGGAGUGUCUGCGAAAAACACUAGGACUCUACAAAGAAGAGACUCUUUUAUUGGGACUCCUUACUGGAUGGCCCCCGAAGUGGUGAUGUGUGAGACAUCAAAAGACAGACCAUAUGACUACAAAGCGGACAUCUGGUCCCUUGGGAUAACACUGAUAGAGCUGGCACAGAUUGAGCCGCCCAAUCACGAGAUGAACCCAAUGAGAGUCCUGCUUAAAAUAGCCAAGUCUGAGCCCCCUACGCUAAUGCAGCCUUCUCGAUGGUCUCCGGAGUUCAGUGAUUUCCUAAGGAAAGCUCUGGAUAAGAAUGUAGACCACCGAUGGAGUGCACCACAGCUCUUGCAGCAUCCAUUUGUUUCAAGUGUAGCUGAUAACAAACCCCUGCGUGAGCUGAUUGCUGAGGCUAAGGCAGAAGUGUUUGAGGAGUUUGAGGAAGGCAAAGAAGAAGAGGAAGAAGAAGAGGCAGACACACAGAAUGGGCGGGGACAUAAACGUGCACUGUCUGAAAUCAGCACUGGCAGCUUGGAUGACGAAAACCUUUCUGAGAAUACAUCUAUGCUGGAAUCAGUCACUGAGAAAACUGAGCCACCAGCAAAACCUCAAACAGCUGAGGACAGUAAGCGGAGCUCAGCUGUGGUUGUGGAUUCCUGUGAGCCUGACCAUUCUGAGGUUGUGAGCAGAAAGGCAGCUGAAACGGCAGACUUCAGUCCUAAAGCCUCACAUGCUGGAGACAAGAGCGUGUCAAGCCAGGAAGAAGUCCAGACGUCUAAAAGUGCUGCUGAGGAAAAGGUUCCUGAAGUUUCAGAGCCGCAUGAAGAUGCUGUCCAGAAAACCGUGACUGUUAGUGAAGAGACAGGAGAGGAGGAGAAGGAGCAGAUUAGGAUAAAUGAACCUUCUGAGAGCUGUGAGGAAGAAAAGAAAGUGGCAGAUAAACAAAAAGAUCAGCAAGUUAAGGAAAAAGAGGAAAUUAAGCCUAAACACUUAGUUGAGGAAUGUACUGAAUCGGUAGAUGCAACCAAACCACAGAACAGUCUCGUGGGAGAAGUUGUUAUUGAACAGGGUGAGGUGAGCAUGGAUGACAAAGAAAAGACAAAGAACUUGGUUAAGGCUGAUGGGGAGACAGAAAAGAAGAAGAUGGAUGUGCAACAGGAGGAAGUGGGAAAAGAAAUUGGUGUCGAUAUGCCUGCAGAGGAGGAAAAGAAAGAGGAGGUGGAAGAUAAAAAGCUGCAACCAGAGGCUGAAAAGGAGCAACCUCAAUCUGAUGAAGAUGCUAAGGACUUCAUACUGGUGGAAAACAAAGCUGAGUCAGAUAUUCCUGCCGAGACAGGGAAAAUUAUGAGUGAAAGUAAGAAUGUGUCAUCUGUCAUCAUUAUUAAUGGAGAAAAUAAUGAGUUAGACCAUAUGCAUAAGAAAAUCCCAGAAGCAAAUCAUGAAAAGUCUGCAUCCCUUGAAGCAGCUACUGAGGAAGAGGGAGACCAGAAUAAAGUUGUGGCAAUUAAACCUGAUAUUGAGAAGGAUUCUGAUUCAGGGAGCAGCUCUGCAGCAGACACCAACAGCAUUGACAUGAACCUUUCUAUCUCCAGCUUUCUAUCUAGAAGUAAGGAAGGAUCUGUUUCUGUACAGGAUGCUAAGUAUCAUAAGAAGACUCUGAAGAAGACGCGUAAGUUUAUGGUGGAUGGUGUGGAGGUCAGUGUCACCACUUCAAAGAUAGUUACUGAUAAUGACACCAAGAGUGAAGAACUGCGGUUUUUAAGGCGUCAGGAACUGCGUGAACUAAGGCUGUUACAGAAGGAGGAACAAAGAGCCCAUCAACAGCUCACCAACAAGCUGCAGCAGCAGAAGGAGCAACUGUUCCGGCGCUUUGAGCAGGAGAUGACUGGAAAGAAGCGUCAGUAUGACCAAGAGGUGGAGAACCUAGAGAAGCAGCAGAAGCAGAGUGUUGAGCGUAUGGAACAAGACCACACCAAUCGUCUGAGGGAUGAGGCUAAGAGGAUCAAAUCUGAGCAAGACAAGGAGCUGUCCAAGUUCCAGAACAUGCUAAAGAAUCGCAAGAAAGAGGUCAAACUGGAGAUCGGCAUGUCCCCGAAACAUAUGAGAAAAGAGCUCUCGAAACGCUUAAAGGAAGACCUCGUUGUUGUUCAACAAGAAGAGGAGCAGGAGUUUCUGCAAAAGCAACAGCAGGAGCUGGACAGUGCUUUAAAGAAGAUCAUCCAGCAGCACAAACUGGAGAUCGCCACCAUAGAACGAGAUUGUCUCAACCAUAAGCAGCAGCUUAUGAGAGCACGUGAGGCAGCCAUGUGGGAGUUAGAGGAGCGCCACCUGCAGGAGAAACACCAGUUGCUGAAGCAGCAGCUGAAAGAUCAAUACUUCAUGCAGAGACAUCAGCUCCUAAAGAGACAUGACAAGGAAAUGGAGCAAAUGCAAGGUUAUAACCAGCGCCUGAUAGAAGAGAUGAAAAACAGACAGGCUCAGGAGAGGGGCCGACUACCAAAGAUCCAGCGCAGUGAUGCAAAGACUCGUAUGGCCAUGUUUAAGAAAAGCCUGCGCAUCGCUGGCACAGGAACUCCAGAGCAGGACAGAGAGAAAAUUAAGCAGUUUGCUGCACAGGAAGAUAAGAGGCAGAAGAAUGAGCGGCUUCAUCAGCACCAGAAGCAUGAGAACCAGAUGAGAGACCUUCAGCUUCAGUGUGACUCAAACAUCAGAGAGCUUCAGCAGCUACAGAAUGAGAAAUGUCAUUUACUAAUUGAGCAUGAGACUCAGAAGCUGAAGGAGCUGGAUGAGGAGCACAGUCAAGAGCUUAAAGACUGGAGAGAGAAACUUCGUCCCAGGAAGAAGGCGCUUGAAGAUGAAUUUACCCGGAAAAUUCAAGAACAGGAGGUCUUCUUUAAAAUGAGUGGGGAAUCGGAGUGCCUGAACCCCACUGCCCAAAGCAGAGUUUCAAAGUUUUACCCUAUUCCUAGUGUACAUUCCUCUGGUUCAUAACCCAGAUCACAUGAGACAGUAGAAGGCUCUGUAGGUGAAAUAUCAGCCUGGUGCUCCUUCUCUGUCUGAACUUCCACUGUAUUUGACAGGAGUAACAUUGGACUGAAGUUAAUAAAAUUCACUUGAAUAUAGAACAAACUAAACAGCAUUGCAGCAAUGGAAAACGAGUUAAUUAGUAAAUUACCCACUGUUAAACUAUGAAUCCAAUGGAUUAACAUUUUAUUUCUGUUUUAGUCUGCUGGGAGAUUUGAAUGAACAUGGCAUUAGCAGAGAUUAGACCUAGAUCCUCUUUACUUGGAGAAAUUUAUUCUUGGAUCCAAGCAUUAGAUGGCUGAAGCCUAUACAUAGUCUAUGAUUUUUGCUUUAAUUAUUGUCACAUAUUGCAUUGUUUCCCCAGAAUCGAUUAAACUGUAGAAAACCGACAACCCUGCAUGUGUGCAGAUGCACGUGCAUGUAUAUGAUGCACACAUGUAUGACUUGUAUCAAAUUGAGCUGCAAUUUUUAUCUCAUUGCUUUUCAAUGUUUACCACUGUUCAGGAGUCUUCAGUCUCGUAUUAUUUCUAUGGUGUUUCAGCAAAUGCAAUGUUAUGCCCUGUUGUAACAGUAGAAUAAACAUUAGACCUUACAACAACCUGAACCGAGGAGAGGUAAAAAGUUCAUGACUUUCCCCUCUAUAUGCUGUUAUAAAAGCACAUUAUACUACUAGAUGUUGUGGAAGAUCAGAAACAUCUUAUGUGUUAUAAGUUUAAACCUGUCUUAAGUAGUAGCUUUGCAAAUUCUAAAUAUACGAGAGGAAGUGGGUUACUUGUGUUGAACUCAAAAGGAAACAUGAGGUUGCAGGUUACCUGAGAAUCUUGUUUCUCAUUUUUGAUGAAGUAAGAGAAGAGGGAUUGUAUAAGUACCUGUAUGUCAUGUCCAGUGCUUUCUUAAUGAAGAAUUAAUUAUAUAGAAGUGUAAACUUGCACAUGUUACUGUGGUACUCUUUAAUAAUGGGGAUGCCUAGGUAAUUGGAUGUACAGCAGUAUGAGAAUAGUCAUUCCCUUCCUCUGUCAAAAAGUUUUUUUUAUUUAAACUGUUACUUUGUAUCUAUUUCUGUCACAUAAGAAUGCAAUUAGUGCAUACAUUUUGCUAUGCGGCUUAUGCUUAUUUGGCCUAAUCCUGCGUCAUUUCAAAUUAUGUCAUGCAAUCUUGACAUGGCUCCUCCCAUUUUAGAAGCCAGGCAGGUUGCUUUAGAUGGUUUACUGCUUAGCAACAGGGGAAAGUGAUGGCAAAAUGAGUUCCCAGCAUGCCCUGUGUCCAACUUACAGCUGGUACCAGACAUUUAGCUGUAGAAGAACAUCAGCUGAGAAACUGUGUUUUUUGUGCUUAUUUGAUUUUCUUUUUUUUAAUGAUAUUUUGUCAAAUACAUAUUUAGUGCAUUUUCUGUGCAACAUUUACAGUGCUGGCAUACGGUAUGUGUCCAUACUACUCUUGCAUGCUGAAAUCCUGAAUGCUGGAUUUGACUAAGAACUGGAGCUCUUUGGACUCUCUUGAAGUACCAUUGUGCUAAUAUAGGCUUCUGUUGGAUACCUAGAGCCACACAACAGGAUUUUUGCCACUGGAUAGCACCAAGUUAUCUAGAUAAUUUUAUUUUACUGGACAGUAGAAUUUAAAACUUGUGGCACUUUGGUGGUAUGUUUAAAGCAUUUUUGAAAUUGAUUUGGCUGAGAUACUGAAUAGCUGGUAUUAUGCUGUAAAUAAAAUCUUACCAUUGUAUUUUA